AGGUGUAUUUAUGACUGAUACCUUCGCAUCUUCUAUACCAGUGGAUGACAAUGAGGGACACUUCAUAGAGGCGCUUAUGUCGCAGGUUGACAAUGAAGAUAUCAAUGCAAUCAUAAGGUUACAGAAGAAAUCGUUGACACAAUUCGAGAAAACCAAUGAAAUGCUGACAAAUUGCUGUGCCCUAUCAGCUAACAGACUUGAAAAAGCACGGAAAGAUUUAGCUGAAAACAGACAAUUAAUACUGGAAAUGAAAUCCGAUUUGGAAUCAAUUUUUCGGCAAAUACGCAUUUUUAAGCAAAAUUAUAUUACUAAAUAUGCCGCUGUUUAUAAACACUUCGAGCAGCAGUAUCAUGAUGAAGAAAGAGAUGAGUAGGAAAAGUAUAUAGGUUCUAUUCGAAUUUAUUCGAAGGAUAUACAAAUUUUGAUGAUAUUUUUAAUCUCUUUUGUACUUGCAAGACCUCCAAAUACAUGAUAGAAAUAGAGGCAAAACAGUUAUUCCACUUCAUUCCCGUAAUAACCUACUUUUCACUCUAUUCCUCCGAAAAUAACUAUUAUGUAUAGAUGAAUUUCCUGCUGUACUCCAACUUGUUUCAUGUUUCUUCUCGUUAGUUUUUAGUACAUAAG
Messenger RNA from Loa loa (African eye worm), 624 nucleotides. RefSeq lists its product as hypothetical. Gene Ontology annotation, biological process: lysosome localization. The transcript has 3 exons. Lineage: Eukaryota; Metazoa; Nematoda; Chromadorea; Rhabditida; Onchocercidae. Gene Ontology annotation, cellular component: BORC complex. Bases 11 to 373 code for a protein of 120 amino acids. The record is from RefSeq and is a predicted model, not a curated record.